Messenger RNA from Acanthosepion pharaonis, 1179 nucleotides. The record is from the annotation of a GenBank genome assembly. NCBI's taxonomy places the organism in Eukaryota, Metazoa, Mollusca, Cephalopoda, Sepiida, Sepiidae.
AUGAAUAAUUCUGACACUAACCCUAUCUAUCUAUCUAUCUAUCUAUCUAUCUAUCUAUCUAUCUCAGUCCAUUCAUUUCUAUCUAUCUAUGUCAUUUUUAUUAUCUAUCUAUCUAUCUAUCUAUCUAUCUAUCUAUCUAUCUAUCUCAGUCCAUUCAUAUCUAUCUAUCUAUCUCAUUUUUAUUCAUCUAUCUAUCUAUCUAUCUAUCUAUCUAUCUAUCUAUCUAUCUAUCUAUCUAUCUAUCUCAGUCCAUUUAUUUCUCUCUCUCUCUCUCUCUCUCUAUCUAUCUAUCUAUCUCAGUCCAUUUAUUUCUAUCUAUCUAUCUCAGUCCAUUCUUUUCUUUCUAUCUAUCUAUCUAUCUAUCUAUCUAUCUCAGUCCAUUCAUUUCUAUCUAUCUAUCUAUCUAUCUAUCUAUCUAUCUAUCUAUGUCAUUUUUAUUAUCUAUCUAUCUAUCUCAGUCCAUUCAUUUUUCUAUCUAUUAUUUUAUUAUCUAUCUAUCUCAGUCCAUUCAUUUCUAUCUAUCUAUCUAUGUCAUUUUUAUUAUCUAUCUAUCUAUCUCAGUUCAUUCAUUUCUAUCUAUCUAUCUAUGUCAUUUUUAUUAUCUAUCUAUCUAUCUAUCUAUCUAUCUAUCUAUCUAUCUCAGUCCAUUUAUUUCUAACUAUCUAUCUCAGUCCAUUCAUAUCUAUCUAUCUAUCUAUCUAUCUAUCUAUCUAUCUAUCUAUCUAUCUAUCUCAGUCCAUUCAUUUCUUUUAUAUCUAUCUAUCUAUCUAUCUAUCUAUCUAUCUAUCUAUCUAUCUAUCUCAGUCCAUUCAUUUCUAUCUAUAUAUCUAUGUCAUUUUAUUAUCUAUCUAUCUAUCUAUCUAUCUAUCUAUCUAUCUAUCUAUCUAUCUAUCUAUCUCAGUCCAUUCAUAUCUAUCUAUCUAUCUAUCUAUCUAUCUAUCUAUCUAUCUAUCUAUCUAUGUCAUUUUUAUUAUCUAUCUAUCUAUCUAUCUAUCUAUCUAUCUAUCUAUCUAUCUAUCUAUCUAUCUUUUUACAGUUUUGUGUCUGGGAGUUUCUUACCCUUAUAUUCUUUUUUCAACACUUCUACUGCGAAGAACCAUUCAUGAUUUUGAAUUGUGUGUCCGCGGAAUCAACACCAACUCCUUUAUCACCCUUCAAGUAUAUAUUGUCUUUCCAUAA